CGCUCUAAAAAACUAGUUGUGCAGUUCGCACCUUGACUUUCGUCACCGACACUGACUUAUCUUCUUCAACUGUGGUGGAAAUCGCGAACAAGUUUCAUUUCCGCUGGUACAAUAACUUACUUUACUCUUUAGUCUGGAGAAGGAUCCCCCGGUACGGUAUCUGCCUCCUUCUGGAGCAGCCUAGCAGCGGCGGGGUGGGUCGCUAGCUAGCGAGUGGCCACCGUGGAGUGCUGGGUAAAACGCUACGGCCGCUCGUAUCUUGUUCCCUGCGGACUUCCGUUUCUGCCACCUCAGCACCCUAGUUUGGAGGUAGCAUGUCGUCGAACGGGGAUUCAGCCGAGCAGCAGGCAAAUGGACACACCACUGGCACGGGCGGAAAUGAAGAGAGUUCAAGCUCUAUCCCAGCUCCGCCACGGAGUCCGCGCCCGUCGCUAAUCGUCACCGAGCCUGUCCGUUUUUCCGGCCGACUCGUGCUGACGGCCGUGGAGGCCACGGACUUGCCAGCCAGUGUACCUCUACCCGGCGGCCUUGUCCUGAACAGCAUCGACCCGUACCUAGAGAUAUGUGUGGACGGCUACUCAGUUGGACAGACAGCGGCAAGAAACAAAACAUGUGAUCCUGUUUGGAGGGAAGAGAUCGAGUCGUGCGUGCGUGAUGCCGAAUCUCUGGAAUUCACCGUCUUUCACAAGACGACAGUACCGCCGAAUCAGUUCGUGGCCAAUGGAAAGGUGUUCUUUGAGGAGUUGCUCAAGGUCAACUCGGACGAUAUUUGGGUCAAUCUUCAACCGACCGGCAAAAUCCGACUAUUUGUACAAGUUGAGGACAAAGUCGAUGGCUUUAUACCCCAGCCAAAGCCGUUUGUGGCGCGACCUCGCCAGAAGCGGAGGCGGGGAGCUCUCCGGCGAAAGAUCAUCCAUGUCAAUGAACACAAGUUCAUGUCUCGCUUCUUCCGACAGCCGACCUUCUGCUCGCAUUGCCACGAGUUCAUCUGGGGGCUUGGAAAGCAAGGUUACCAAUGCCAAGUAUGCACAGUAGUCGUACACAAGCGCUGUCACACCAAGAUUGUCAACAGGUGUAUGAAAGCUACCAAUGGUGAGGAUGACUCGUCGGACCUUCAAAGUCGCUUCAACGUGAACAUUCCGCACCGCUUUGAGGUGUACAACUAUCGAAAGCCGACGUUCUGCGACCACUGCGGUUCCUUGCUGUACGGGCUGAUCCGGCAGGGCAUGCGAUGUACAGAAUGCAAGAUGAACGUGCACCGGCGCUGUCAUGAGCGUGUGCCGCGCAACUGCGGCGUCGACAACAACAAGAUAGCGCAGGCGCUGGGCGACAUGGGAUUCCAGCCGUCCAUGCUGGGCCCGUCGGGCAGCGCACGCUCCAGGAACAGCAUCACACCGGUAUCCGAGUCAGCCUGCCUAUCACCCACAAAGCAAUCCUUGCGACCGUCAGUAAGCGAGAGUGCACUAUCAGCGCCCAAGUCCAAUGCAGCAGGACCAAGGUACAGUCUUACACCCACGCAGGAACGCUCUCGCUCACCGUCGCCAGGCAGGAGCAAGACAUCAAUCAACGAUCUCCGCUUCCUCAAGGUGCUGGGACGAGGAAGUUUUGGCAAGGUUCUACUGGCAGAGCUCCGGAGAUCGGGUCAGAUCUAUGCUGUCAAGGUUCUGAAGAAGGAAAUGGUGGUGGAGGAGGAUGAUGUCGAAUGCACGAUGACGGAGAGGAGAGUCUUGUCUCUGGGCAGCCGACAUCCGUUCCUGUGUGCUCUGCACUCCACCUUCCAGACCAAGGACCGUCUCUUCUUCGUAAUGCAGUACGUCAACGGCGGUGACCUGAUGUUCCAGAUACAGAAUGCACACAAGUUUGAAGAAGCCAGAGCAAGGUUCUACGCUGCCGAGAUAGUGUCGGCGCUGAUGUUCCUGCACGAGAACGGAGUUGUGUACCGGGAUCUGAAGCUGGACAAUGUGCUGAUCGAUUCCGAGGGCCAUGUCAAACUGGCUGACUUUGGGAUGUGCAAGGAGAACAUCUUUGGAAGCAAAACGACGAACACUUUCUGUGGAACACCAGACUACAUUGCACCAGAGAUUCUCAUGGAGAAGAACUAUGGCGUGUCUGUUGACUGGUGGGCACUCGGAGUACUCAUGUAUGAGAUGAUGUCUGGCCAGCCACCAUUUGAAGCGGAUAACGAAGAUGAGCUCUUUGAAUCCAUCCUCCACGAUCCCGUGCUCUAUCCGCGAUGGCUGUCCAAGGAGGCAACGUCUGUCAUCAUGGGGUUCCUGGUAAAGAAUCCCCAGCGCCGCCUCGGCUGUGACGAGACUGGCAACGAGGACGCCAUCAAGGCGCACAUCUUCUUCAAGCCCAUUGACUGGGUGGCUCUGGACAAUCGGCAAAUACGCCCACCGUACCGGCCACUGGUGAGGAACAAGACGGAUGUCGCAAACUUCGAUCCAGACUUCACACGUGAGAGGGCAGUGCUGACGCCUCCCGCUGACAGGAAAGCUAUCGAUCAAAUAAACCAGGAGGAGUUCCGGGAGUUCGACUUCGUCAACCCAGUCUUCUCUGGGAACGAGAUGUGAGAGAGACCGCGACAAUCUUACAGGCUUGUCACCACCUACAGCAUGAAAUGGAACGAGGACAGGACUCGGCCCAGCAAGCACUAAGUUGCUCGAUCCUACUGUUCUGCAACCUCUGCAGUCUCUACGAGAACACUGGAGGAUACAACGGAUGAUGAAGGGACUGUACAAAAUGGAGGACGGAUUACUACAUACCGACGACACCUGUAUAUGAAUAAUUAUAAUGAUACGCUUUGCAUGAAUCAAUUGAGUAGCUACACAUUCCGUAAGAGCACAGUGGAGAGAAUGUACCGUCUGCUGCUACACAAGUCGCCCUUCUCAAUAAAAUAAUCACCAAGCGAUGCAGCAAUAGCAUGCAUGGCAGGCAUCAUUCAAGUUGACAACCGCUGGUGUUUUUUAUACCUACAGUCCACGGAUAGCUCCUGAAUUUUGAUUUUUUUAAUGUAUUAUAAUUAUAAUGAUUUUCUUGCCAAUAACGCUCUCAAUGCAAGACACCGUUAGCGACAUAAACAUAAUGAGAACUAUUGUAUGUACAAGCUAA
Sycon ciliatum is the source of this 3111-nucleotide messenger RNA. RefSeq names its product calcium-independent protein kinase C-like. The transcript has 15 exons. The coding region runs from base 315 to 2573 and encodes 752 amino acids. NCBI's taxonomy places the organism in Eukaryota, Metazoa, Porifera, Calcarea, Leucosolenida, Sycettidae. The record is from RefSeq and is a predicted model, not a curated record. Gene Ontology annotation, molecular function: ATP binding; diacylglycerol-dependent serine/threonine kinase activity. Gene Ontology annotation, cellular component: nucleus; cytoplasm. Gene Ontology annotation, biological process: protein phosphorylation.